UCUGGAGGUGUGCCCGACAUUUUGUGUUGAUGUGAUCAUGAUGUGGACGUCGGUGUCCGUGGAAGCGUUUUCAACAUUCCUUUCCGAGAAAGGCAGCCCUUGGAAUUCACGGGAUCGGGUGUGCCUUCCAAGACAAUGGACAAAACAAACAUCCCUCAAACUUCUCGACGCUUCAUUGCCUCGCACACGUUCCAAUCAUCGACAGCAUCUACGACGAUACCCUGGCUGUAGGCGAUGUUCCUGCCACUGCUGACGGUGGGCCGGGGUUCAUGGUACGUGCUUGACCGGAAGAAUCAUAAAUGCUACCCUCAGAUCCACUUCCAUCAACGGUGAGAUGGCCGAGCGGUC
Molecule: messenger RNA, 348 nt
Organism: Aureobasidium pullulans EXF-150
Lineage: Eukaryota; Fungi; Ascomycota; Dothideomycetes; Dothideales; Saccotheciaceae
Exons: 1
Coding region: 38-253 (71 amino acids)
Source: RefSeq, a predicted model, not a curated record